AUGGAGCAGCGUGCAAUUGAGCGGAAACAACGGCGGGAAGAACUCAAGCGUAGGUACGACGAGCUCGAGCAGAUGAAGCGCAAGGAGCAAGAAGAGCAGCGCGCUGCUCGUGAAGCAAUUCUUCUCCAACAACGGGUAGAGGAGAAGGCGCGAGUUCGAGAGCGCAAACUAGCAGAAGCUCGUGCUCAACAGGAGAGACAAGACCAGCGCGACCAAAUGCUCGCUCAACUUCACAAGGCGCACAAGCACAACCGCCGGCGUCUGCUCUUCUUCUACGCUCUACUGCCGUGGAGGAAGCACCACGCGCUUAGCCAGCGAGUUGCGCGCAACGCCACCCGCUGGCACGAGCUUCGCACAGUGUAUUCUCACUGGGGGCGAUGGCAGGAGUUUGUGCUCCUAUGUCGUAAACGUCAUCGGCGACGAGAACGAGCGCAGAUGGAAGAAGCAGCGAAGCACCACGCGCGUUCACUGCAGAGACGAGCACUGUGGGGUCUGAUGCGCCACCACCAGGCAACGGAGGCUCGUGCACUCGCCGUGCACCGCCAUAACCAAUGGAACUCGCUGCAACACGCUUGGACACACUGGUACAAGCGCCUUGUAAGUGAACGCACCUGCCAACGGAAGGUAGCUUUGGAGGCGGCGAUCAAGCUGCAAGACGCGAAGCUCCGGCGUAUUUUAUCUCAGUGGCAGAAAGCCACGUGCGACGCCAAACUGCAGCAAGAGCUGGAGCGCGAGAAGCAGCAGUUGUGGCGCAAAGUGCGCGGGUGGCUCGAUGAGGACUAA
Phytophthora sojae is the source of this 783-nucleotide messenger RNA. RefSeq lists its product as hypothetical. The transcript has a single exon. Lineage: Eukaryota; Oomycota; Peronosporomycetes; Peronosporales; Peronosporaceae. Bases 1 to 783 code for a protein of 260 amino acids. The record is from RefSeq and is a predicted model, not a curated record.